Molecule: messenger RNA, 435 nt
Organism: Micromonas pusilla CCMP1545
Lineage: Eukaryota; Viridiplantae; Chlorophyta; Mamiellophyceae; Mamiellales; Mamiellaceae
Exons: 1
Coding region: 1-435 (144 amino acids)
Source: RefSeq, a predicted model, not a curated record
AUGGACGAGGGCAAGCCCGGGCGGCACGACGAGCGGCCAAGGGCGAGGGACAACUUCGACCCGCGGCCGCCGUUCGGCGGCGACCCGAAGAUGGUCCGCGCGCUCGCGGACGACAUCUUCAUGGACGGCAAGAUGCAGCUCCACGCGGGCGCGGACACCGAGAGCGGCUUGGGGCCCGGCUUGGUGCCCACCUCCGAGGCGAGCCGCGGCGGCGACGACAUCUUCGCGGAGGGGCGCGCGCGCGAGCACAGCGAGAAGGACACGCACAGCUGGCUGGAGAUGACGGAGAGCGGCGUCGUGCCGGGGGAGGGCGCGCCGGUGCAGAGGCCGUCGCACGUGCGAACAUACCACGGGCCGCCGAUGGACGCGGAGAGAGCGGGGCUGGUGAAGCGAGCGGAGGAGGACGACUUGGACCCGCGGCAUCGGUACUGGUAG